Protopterus annectens (West African lungfish) is the source of this 2752-nucleotide messenger RNA. Its product is annotated as zinc finger protein 260-like. The transcript has 4 exons. The record is from RefSeq and is a predicted model, not a curated record. Lineage: Eukaryota; Metazoa; Chordata; Ceratodontiformes; Protopteridae. Gene Ontology annotation, biological process: regulation of DNA-templated transcription. Bases 120 to 2402 code for a protein of 760 amino acids.
AAAAGCUGCUUCAUUGUGCACGAAGCUGUAGAAUGAUUUAACAAUUACUAACCGUUUAUUAAUUCUUGUGUCAACUGUUUCAUUUUCUGAACACUUUGUUUUUUGGUGUAGAGGCUGACAUGGGAAUCCUCAAGCUGGAGAUGCCGGAAACCUUUGAGGAUGUCGCUGUUGAGUUUUCUGUAGAGGAGUGGAAAAUGCUGAAUGAACAGGAGAAACAACUUCACAAGGAAGUGAUGGUGCAGAACUAUGAACACAUGGUUGCAGUAGGUUAUAACAUCCCAAUGAAGCACCUGCUUUUACUGAUCAAUAGAUCUGAGGCGGUUCCAUCAGCUGCUAUAGAAGAAGUAGGAGGGACACUUCAUCAGAUUCAUCCUGAUACUAUCCACAGCAUUGAAAUGAAUACUGGAUACAGUGAAAAGCAUGUUCAAGAGUCAUCACAUGGAAAAAAUAGACAUUCUGACUGUGAAAAGACAAUGUUGGAUAGAGUGCGCAUCUCAGUAUAUUCUGAAAGGAGAUACUGUAAAUGUGUGGCAUGUGACAAGGGGUUUAGCCAAAAAGCAGAACUAGAAAUUCAUCUGAAAACAUGUAGAGGAGAAAAGUGCAAACAGCUUAACCACAGGAAUAAUUCUAUAUUUCAAGGUAGCAUCUUAAAGGAAGAAUUAAGUUCCACUGGGAAAAUACAAAAGGAAACCUUGCAAUCGGAUGAGAAGCUCUUCACUACAGAGAAGCCAUGUAAAUAUGCCAUGUUUGAGAAGAGUUUCAUGUAUUCAAACAACCUGAAAAUGCAUCAGAAUGCCCACAUAGGACACAAACCCUAUAAAUGUACCACUUGUGACAGCAGUUUUACACGUAAAGGCAGCCUGGUAUUGCAUCAAAGAAUCCACACUGGGCAAAAACUGUAUAAAUGUACCACAUGUAAUAAAAGUUUUACAUGGAAGGCCCGUCUGAUACAGCAUCAAAAGAUCCACUCUGGGCAGGAGCCUUAUAAAUGUGACACAUGUGGCAAGAGUUUUGCCCAGAAGCACUACCUGGUACAACAUCAGAAUACACACACUGGAAUUAAACCAUAUAAGUGUGCCACAUGUGGCAAGGGUUUUACAGGAAGGAGAGUUCUAGAAGAGCAUCAGAAUGCUCACUUGGGGGAGCGACCAUAUAAAUGCGACAUAUGUGGCAAAAGUUUUACAUGGAGGAGCAGUUUGGUAGAGCACCACAAUAUCCACUCUGGACAGAAACUGUAUAAAUGUGACACAUGUGGCAAGAGUUUUACAUGGAAAGCCAGUCUUUUACAGCAUCAAAACAUGCAUUCUGGGCAGAAACUGUAUAAAUGUGCCACAUGUGGUAAGAGUUUUGCUCGGAAGAACUACCUAGUACAGCAUCAAAAUACCCACAGUGGACUAAAACCCUAUAAAUGUGCUACAUGUGGCAAGGGUUUUACUGAAAAGAGAGGGCUGGCAGGGCAUCAGAAUAUUCAUAUGGCACAGAGACCCUACAAAUGCACCACAUGUGGCAGGUGUUUUACAUGGAAGUACAAUCUUGUUUUGCAUCAGAAUGUCCAUACUAGGCAGAAAGUAUAUAAGUGCACCACAUGUGACAAGACUUUUCCUCAGAAGGACCGCCUAGUACGCCACGAGAAAAUCCAUACUGGGCAAAAACCAUAUAAGUGUUCUACAUGUGGCAGUAGCUUCACAUUGAAAUGUGGUCUGGUACGGCAUCAGAAUAUCCACACUAGGCAAAUGCCAUAUAAAUGUGCUAUAUGUGACAUGGGUUUUGUACGGAACAAACACCUGGUACAGCAUUACCAAAAUAGCCACACUGGACUUAAACCUUAUAAUUGUGCUACAUGUGGCAAGGGUUUUACACAGAAAAAGAGUUUAGUAUUGCACCAGCAUAUCCACACUGGGGAGAAACCCCAUAAGUGUGCCACCUGUGACAAGGAUUUUAUAAGUAAGAAAAGCUUAGCACUGCAUCAAAAUAUACACACUGGGGAGAAACCAUAUAAAUGUGCCACGUGUGGCAACAGUUUUUCAUGGAAAACCAGUUUGGUACUGCAUCAGUACUCCCACAUUGAGCAGAAACAGUUUAAGUGUACCACAUGUGGCAAAGACUUUUCAAGAAAGAAAAGUCUAGAAAGGCAUCAGACCAUCCACUCUGGUGAAAAACCAUACAAGUGUGACAUUUGUAACAAGGACUUUAGUUGUAAGCAGUAUUUGACAAAGCAUCAGAAUAUCCACACUGGACUGAAACCCUAUAAGUGUACAAUGUGUGACAGGAGUUUUACACGGAAGGAACACAUGGUAUUGCAUCAGAAUGUCCACAGUAAACAAAAAACAUAUAAAUGUGACUCAUGUGACAAGAGUUUUACACGGAAGGACCACCUAGUACUGCAUCAGAAAACACACUAGGCAAAACCAGAAGCCGAUAAAAAUCAGGCAGCAACUGAAUGUGCCAAAAAACAAAAGAAAGAAUAUAAGGUGAAGGACCGGAUGAGAAGGCAAGAAAUGUGGAAAAUGCAUAAAUAUAGUUGCAAGUAUAGAAAAGUUCUGGAAGAACCUGAUGUUGAUCAGAAAUUAAUGCAGGAAUGGUUAAGGAGAGGUGAAUUCAAACCAAGAGAUGAAAGGUUAAUAUUGGUGGGCUACGUACACCCUGGUUUACAAAGCCCAGUCCAUGUUGGAGAAACAAACAAAUGUAUGUUUUGUAAAACUGAAUUGGAAACAGUUGCACACCUCAUUGCUGGUUGCGACAUACUAAUGGC